Messenger RNA from Ostreococcus lucimarinus CCE9901, 1155 nucleotides. RefSeq lists its product with no specific name. The record is from RefSeq and is a predicted model, not a curated record. Gene Ontology annotation, biological process: microtubule-based movement. NCBI's taxonomy places the organism in Eukaryota, Viridiplantae, Chlorophyta, Mamiellophyceae, Mamiellales, Bathycoccaceae. Gene Ontology annotation, molecular function: microtubule motor activity; microtubule binding; ATP binding. Bases 1 to 1155 code for a protein of 384 amino acids. Gene Ontology annotation, cellular component: microtubule; kinesin complex. The transcript has 2 exons.
AUGGUCGGACGCGUCGCGGUGUUCGCGCGGGUGCGGCCGAGGGAUGGACGCGGGCGCGAGGAGGACGACGGCGAGGGCGCGGAGGCGGGCGGGGAGGACGGCGACGGCGCGGGACGGCGAGGGGCGUGGAUCGAGGACGGACGCGUGGUGAGCGUGAAAUCGACGACGUCGGUGAACGGCGUCACGCGGAGGUUCGCGGUGGACGGGGCGUUCGACGGGAGGGCGACGCAGCGGGAGGUGUACGCGGAGACGUGCGCGCCGGUGCUCGAGGCGGUGCGGAGCGGGUGUCGAGGAUGCGUGCUCGCGUACGGACAGACGGGGUCGGGGAAGACGUAUUCACUACUGAAUGGGGGUGGCGAUCGAGCCGAACGCGAGGCGUCGACGAGCGAAGGUGGCAACGGGGGGCCGGGACUCGUGCCGAGAAUCGCGGUGGAUUGUUUCGCGCGAGCGGCGAGCGACGCGAGGCACGCGUACGAGGUGUCGUGCGCGAUGGCGCAGAUUUAUAACGAACAGGUCGAUGAUUUGGUAGCGAAAAAAUCGGGAUUACGUGUCGUUCCCGCGAGCGAUGGCUCGGGGUGGGAGAUUGAGAACUUAUCGUGGACGCCGUGUCGAAGCGCCGAGGACGUUCUCGAGUGUUUUCGUCGCGGGCGAUCGCGAUUGGUGUACGCCGAGACGCAUAUGAACAAGCAGAGCUCGAGAUCCCACUGUGUGUUUCAGAUGAAAAUCGAACGCAUCGAGCGACCGAUCGAGGCGGAUGUCGAUCGCGACGAGGAUGAGGAUGAAGACGGAACCGCGCAGCUCGUCGCCGUGGAGAAGCGUCUCGGACUGCUCACCAUCGUCGACUUGGCCGGAAGUGAGCGACAGAAGAAGACGCAGAACGUCGGCGCGCGAUUCAAAGAGGCGUUGAACAUCAACACCAGCCUGCUCGCUCUAGGGAACGUCGUAAGUGCGCUCGCGGCGGGGCACAGGCACAUCCCGUAUCGUGAUUCCACGCUUACGAAAAUCUUAGAGCCGAGCCUGAACGGCAAGAGUCGCACGGUUCUGCUCGUGUGCGUCAGCUCCGAGAUCGAGCACGCGAACGAAAGCGCGAAUUCGCUCGACUUUGCCACGCGUGCGAUGCGAAUCGUGACUUCACCCGAGCGGUGGCGCGUCUGA